AUGACUGAUGCGCAGCAAGAUCAUGCCCUGGCCGUGGAAAGCUUGGCGCCCGAGCUUGCUGAUCUGAGAAUCGAGCUCUGCCCCAGCCACAUGAGCGAGGGCUGCUUCUGGAAGAUAUACUUCGUGCUGCUGCAUCCUAAGCUCAGGAAGGAUGAUGCCGAGAUUUUAUCCACUGCACAGCUGAAACAACCACUGGCUGACAUCAGUGAGCAAUCAAGAGUUGACAUUCAGAAAACUGAUAAUGUUGAGGAUGGCGACAUGGUCAAGAUGACGAUGGGGAUGAAUGGCUGGAAGAGGAGACAGGUGACCCAGGAAACACAAAAAUUCAAUAGCAGAUGA
Miscanthus lutarioriparius is the source of this 339-nucleotide messenger RNA. The record is from the annotation of a GenBank genome assembly. NCBI's taxonomy places the organism in Eukaryota, Viridiplantae, Streptophyta, Magnoliopsida, Poales, Poaceae.